AGCGGGGAGGCUACGAGGGGACGUCGUGUCGCCGCGCCGGGUCUCGAGCAGCUGCCGGAGUCGCCGGACUGACCGCCGCCCCCGCCGCGCCAUGGCCGAGAGCGACUGGGACACCGUGACGGUGCUGCGCAAGAAGGGCCCUACGGCCGCGCAGGCCAAGUCCAAGCAGGCCAUCUUAGCGGCUCAGAGACGAGGAGAAGAUGUGGAGACAUCCAAGAAAUGGGCUGCUGGUCAGAACAAGCAGCAUUCGAUAACCAAGAACACGGCCAAGCUGGACCGGGAGACAGAGGAGCUGCACCAUGACAGGGUGACCCUGGAGGUGGGCAAAGUGAUCCAGCGGGGCCGGCAGAGCAAGGGGCUGACGCAGAAGGACCUGGCCACGAAAAUCAAUGAAAAGCCGCAAGUCAUCGCAGACUAUGAGAGUGGACGGGCCAUUCCAAAUAACCAGGUUCUGGGCAAAAUUGAGAGAGCCAUUGGCCUCAAGCUCCGAGGCAAGGACAUCGGAAAACCCAUCGAGAAGGGGCCUCGGGCAAAAUGAGCACAAAGCCUCGAAGCCAGUGCGUUCCGGCUGAGCUCUUCUGGCUGGUCCCCUGACCACCAGCACUGCCGUGGGUCUCUUCACAUGGCCGAGCGGAACACGGGGGUUAGGCCUGCGGGCCCCCUCCACCCAUACCUGCUGUCAAACAAAGCAAAACCUUGCAAAGUG
Molecule: messenger RNA, 706 nt
Organism: Castor canadensis (American beaver)
Lineage: Eukaryota; Metazoa; Chordata; Mammalia; Rodentia; Castoridae
Gene: Edf1
Product: endothelial differentiation related factor 1
Cellular component (GO): nucleus
Molecular function (GO): DNA binding
Source: RefSeq, a predicted model, not a curated record